Molecule: messenger RNA, 2895 nt
Organism: Cadophora gregata
Lineage: Eukaryota; Fungi; Ascomycota; Leotiomycetes; Helotiales; Ploettnerulaceae
Gene: ATG13
Product: autophagy protein 13
Exons: 3
Coding region: 1-2895 (964 amino acids)
Biological process (GO): autophagosome assembly; mitophagy; piecemeal microautophagy of the nucleus
Cellular component (GO): phagophore assembly site; cytosol; extrinsic component of membrane
Source: RefSeq, a predicted model, not a curated record
AUGCAUCAGCAUCCUCGACCAUCGCCAGUUACGGCCUCGCCAGCCUCCUCCCCUAGAACGAACCCUACUCGUACAAACAAUCCCAGAGAAGAAGGCUCGAGUUCGAAUUCCAGGUUAGCAGCAGACAUGCCUGCAUACAACGAGGCUGAUGAAGGCAGUGGAGAUAGCGGUGUUAUAGCUACAACUGGUCCAAGUCGAGAUGUUGUAAAGAAAUUGGACCAAAUCAUACAGAACUUCCACACCAAGGCUGCCUAUCUUGUCUUGCAAUCUCGAAUGCCGUUACCCGUGGUAUUCACUAAAGAUGGGACGAAGAAGGUUAAUAAAUGGUUCCAAAUUGAAACAGACGAUACAAGCGCUUUCAAGGACGACCUCAUUUUGUGGAAAACUUGCGGCGGAUACCAAAACCGACCCGUGCCACUUAUAAUUGAAACAUUCAUCGACACGUCGAAUUUGACAACCAGUCAGAGCUUGGUCAUUGUUGACGAUCAAGGGAAGAGAUGGGAUGUUCUAGAGGCAUUGAACAGGUCAAGCGGAUCAAGAGAAAAUAGCGAGGUAAUUCUGGAAAGGUGGAAAAUCGAACUUAAAGAUAGUCCGGGAGAAAGGACACACGACUUUGGUUCUACAUUGCCCACAGUCUACAAGAAGUGCAUUGUCUUCUUUCGCUCGUUGUAUGCGACAACCAAAUUUGUCCCAGCUUGGAGAUUUGUAAAGAAUUUGGCGAAGAGCGGAUCGGCCAACAGUUCGCUGCGGGUCAGUUGCCGUAUCUUGUCCGGUGAUGUCCAACGAAGUCGAUUCGAUGCGCUUACUCAUCCCUUAUACGAGUAUGGAGGCCCGGUCACAACGGACUAUCUUCUCGGCACCACUGAGACUCCUGUAGGACAAUUUUCAGCCGAAGUCUCAUACCGAAACGAUUGUAAUUUCCGUGUUGACGACUCUGAGGCACUUCUGAGCUCGAGAUUUAUGGGUGCAGAUGAACAUUUCUUCCAGCCAUCGUUAAGUGCAAAAGAUAGCCGUCGUGGCGCCUCGAGAACCGUCGAAGUUGGAUCGUUACCUGCGCAUCGACAGCAACACAACGAAGAAUCUGAGCCUAUCCAAGCUUAUGGCAGUCUUUCUACCUUUCAUGGUGAUGCGCCUCCCGGGGCCUCAAGCCCCAUCUCCGCUCUGCGAGCUGCUAAAACUAUGGGAUCGGAAGCAAGCUCUCCAACUGUGGGAUCAGGAUCAGCUCCAAAAUCCAGGCCAAUGCAAACUUCCAGAGCCUCGCUUAUCUCAAUGGAAGGUGUGACAUCCGCGAGGAGGCCUUCAUUGUCGUUUCAGCCGUUCAAAGCAGGUUCGUUAUCUUCGUCACCCGGACGCAAUAGUCCAUUUCAACAUCCCGGUGAUUUGCCGCCACAAUCACCGCAAUCGUUACCACGGUUGUCAGGAAUUAGUGCAUUAACACAGGCACGAAAUCGCUCCUCACUUACAGCCGGUAUGCCUGCCACUCUUAGAGGUGGACCGAUUGUUCCUGAUAAUGCAGUCACUGCAUCCGCAUCGAGCUCGCCCAAACCUACACCUUUAAGUAGGUAUAGCAGCAGUUUUACUCAUCGACGUGGAAGGUCGUCUUUCGGCGGGACCAGUAAAAUUGUGGACGAAGACCAGGGAAGCAGCGGCAAGCAGAGCCUGUCGUCUUCAGCACAACCUGGAUCCGGUCUUCUCAACGACCUCGGAGCUGGUGCCAGUUCAGACUCGCUGCAGACUGAUGAUGAUAAUAUCUCCGAAUUUCUCAAGUUACUGGACAGUAAGAAAACUCUACAGAGCUUCGAGCCUUCAGGAGAGGCAUCGACGAAGCGGACAAGUGCACAGCUAUCAAAGUUUCAGUCGAUGCGAGAGUCAAACAAUGCAUUGACGGAGUCUAUGUCAUCUUCCACUAUGCUCCAUCGAUCAUCAAGCUCUUCAAGCCGACAAUUGUCCAGUGUUCCUCCAAUGGUAGCAGCAACCUCGAUGUCGGUUUCCUCAUCGCCGGGUAAGCCAGUAUCGCCGCAUACACCUCAUACACCGGCUAUUCCGUCACGAUUGAGUGCCAAUUCUAUAGCAGAGUAUACUUCUGAACCUCGAAGACUUAGCUACCGCAGUAGGACUGCGCCAGAGGCUCCAUUGGAGGAUGUUGCAGAUGAUGAACAAUCAAAUGAGCGGGGCACGAAUGCGAUCAAUAUCCCAACAUCACCACGAACAUACUAUCCCCAUGCGAGAAGGUCAAGUUCUGUUGCACAACAGCAUCGGUCUAUCGCUGUCGAGGAGGACCUGGGAGAUCUACCAUUUGGCAUUCAUCGUAGCAUCAGCCUUGGUGCGGAUGAGCGUGAGCCGCCAAGUCUCAGUGCCCUUCUGGGGAUCAGUCAAGCAGCCGAUCCCGUUGCAUCAGCUUCGUCUCCGUCUCCUUCGCGGCUAUUACAACCAGCUCCUCAUUUGAAAGAAUCAUCUACUGCAAUGUCUCGCCAGCCCUCGUCUUCCCUCGAUGCUAAUGAUUCGGAAGCGGCUCAAAUGGCUAGGGGACAGUCGGCUGGCUCCAUGAACUCCCCCUAUCGUCCGAGAUUGGGUCGAGGUGGAGGACGGGGUGUGACCCCUCCAACAGCGUCUUCAUCCAGCUUGAUUGAACGAGCAAGCGGAAGUGGCACGAGCGAGAGAGCCAGCGGUAGACUCAGCUUUACGAGAACCGCUGGUGCAUACGAGCAUGAUGAUGAGCCCCUGCUCUUCCAAAUGAGCGAAAUAGGACGGGAUAAUUCGAGGAAGAGUCUUGAAGAUAACAGAGGAGGUGGGAUGGCCGGUACCAGUGAGCGACAUGGCUUUGACGCACGAGGUGGAGGAGAUUCCGGCUCAAGCAGCCGUAGGCCCAGCCGACGAGGUUGGCACGGAGAGUAA